This is a messenger RNA of Gilbertella persicaria, 1986 nucleotides long. RefSeq names its product LETM1-like protein-domain-containing protein. The record is from RefSeq and is a predicted model, not a curated record. Gene Ontology annotation, molecular function: ribosome binding. Lineage: Eukaryota; Fungi; Mucoromycota; Mucoromycetes; Mucorales; Choanephoraceae. Gene Ontology annotation, cellular component: mitochondrial inner membrane. Gene Ontology annotation, biological process: intracellular monoatomic cation homeostasis. Bases 77 to 1822 code for a protein of 581 amino acids. The transcript is spliced from 5 exons.
GUCACAAUCAACACAUAAAAAAAAGCACUUGCCAUAUUUUUUCUCAUUUUUUUUCUUUAUCCCUUGUUCUUAAGCUAUGUAUAGAACAAUCAACCACUCAACUGUUCGUCAGCUGGGCCUACGCACAGUUGCCUUUCGACACGCUAGUCGUGCUCCGAAGCCAGAUAUUCGCCUUGUCCUGAUCCGACCCAACGUAGCAGCACAACGAGGACUUCACUUGCACCGAGAACUACUACGUUCCGAGCCCAAAUUGAAGGCAGCUAUUGAAGAAAAAGAAACCAUGACUUCUCGUGCUGCAGCUCUGGCAAAAGAACAACAAGCAAAAGCAGCAGCCGCAGGUAUAGCAGCACCUGCUAGUUCAGCUAUCAAGCCUAAAAAGACACUCUGGCAAAAAGUAAAGGAGGAAGCUGUGCAUUAUUGGCACGGAACACAAUUAUUAGGUCUUGAAAUCCGUAUUUCUUCUAAAUUGACUUGGAAGUUAUUGCAUGGAGGCAAGCUCACCCGAAGAGAACAUCGUCAAUUGCGUCGUACCACAUCUGAUCUUGUCCGUCUUGUACCUUUCUUGUUCUUUAUUGUAGUGCCCUUCAUGGAACUUCUGUUGCCUGUGGCUCUCAAGUUGUUCCCCAAUAUGUUGCCUAGUACUUAUGAAAGCAAGUCUCAAGAAGAAAAGAAAAGAAUGGCAUUGUUAAAGGUUCGUCUAGAGAUGGCUAAAUUCUUGCAAGAAACUAUAUCUGAGUCGGGCUUCCCCGGAUCUGAUCAUGAAAAGGCUGCAAAGGAGUUUGCUGAUUUCUUCAGAAAGAUUCGUAUCACAGGUGAGCAAGCCUCUACAGAAGAUUUGUUAAAUGUAGCUAGACGUUUUGAAGACGAAUUGACUUUGGACAACUUGUCUCGACCUCAACUUGUAUCUAUGUGUCGUUACAUGAACAUCAAUGCUUUUGGCACAGAUAACUUUUUGCGUUUCCAAAUCAGAAACCGUAUGCGUCAAAUCAAGGCCGAUGAUAAGGUGAUUCAACAAGAAGGUAUUGAUAGUUUAACUAUUCAAGAACUUCAAAAUGCCUGUGGUUCCCGUGGUAUUCGCUCUGUAGGUACAUCUCCUGGUCGUCUUAGAGAUGAAUUGGCUCAAUGGCUUGAUCUUCAUGUGAACCACCAUGUACCUGGUACCUUGUUGAUCUUGUCCAGAGCUUUCAGUUACACGGAUCGUCACAUGACAACAGAAGAAGCCUUGAAGGCCACUUUCAACAGUUUGCCCGAUAACUUGGUGAAUGAAGCUGAGCUUCAAGUGUUGGAACAAAUGGGUGCCAGUACUUAUAAACAAAAGUUGGAUGUCUUGGAACAACAACAAGAAUUGAUUGAAGAUGAAUCAGAACAAGAAGAAAAGGAAGAAAAGGCCCGCUUGGAAGCUGCUCAAUUGGCUGAAGAAGAAGCACGUUUGGCUCAAGAAAACAAAGAAAAGGCUGAACAAAAGGAUGUGUUUGUCUCUGAUGAGCCUGCUGUUGCUGAUGAGCCUAUCAAGGAGGAAUCCGAAGAUGCACCUUUAUCAAAGGAACAACAAUCAGAACUUCAAGAUGCAUUAACCAAGUUGCGUACUAAGGUUGAUGUUUUGGAAGAGCGUGCUCAACUCAACGAAAUUAAGAUUCAACACGAGGAUUAUAAAGAGCUUAUUGAAGAAUUGAAGGAUGCCACUAAACGUGAAGCUGAUAAAGCCACAUUGCGUAUGGGCAAAAAAUUGGAAAAGAUGCUUGAGACCAUUGACAAAGAGUUGGAUGCCAUGGAAAAGGCUUCCAAUGCCAAGGAACAACCCAAAGAAGAAGACAAGAACUAGAAUUAGAGUUAUUUAAUAAACACACAUUUUGAUUACCCUCAUCAAGCCACUUUUGAAUAUGGUAAAAAAAGAGAUGUUUGUCAUACAAAAAGGGAUAAUACAAGUUCUAUUUUUACACUCUAUAUUAAACUUAAAGGGCGGAUAAACGACCUGGUGAAAUCAUG